GCGAGCGAGCCUCCCGCUCCCAUCGCCUAGCCCUGCCACCGCGCCCCGCAGCUCAAAACGUGGCCUGCGCCACUGUACACUUGUACCCUCCCCCUCGCACUCGUCCAGUCGCCUUGCAUCACCCCACCCUGCUGAGCGCUGAUCGCCUCCUCGCCUUCUUUUCUUUCUUUCUUUUUUCUUUAAAAAAGAUUUUUUUCUUAGUCGUGCACAUGCUAAUUAAUUACUGCUACAGUACUCGUGUAUUUAUUUCACUCGCAUCCCCCUCCCUCACUCUCGCCGUCUCGCUCUCAGUCUCGGCUCGCCGGCUUCUUUUCCUUCUUAUCCCCUCGCCUCUCCGCACCUCCCUAGCUGUAGCUUUCCCCACCCCACCUCGUCCGUGUCCGUGUCCUUCCCCCGGGGGCAAGCAGGACGGCCGGGGCAGGCGCGACCGGUGAUCUCGGUGGGCUCCUGGUGGGGGCGUGGUUUGCUGCGCGCGAGAGCGGCGGUGGAGCUGGGCCGGUGGCAGCAGGGAGCCGGAGAGGGGAUGCAGGCGGUGGUGGACAUCAAGUACAUGCCGCGGCUGUUCCUGAACGGCGCCGGCGCUGGGGCCGCGGGCAAGAAGAUGAGGCCCGCGGCGGCGGCGGCGGCGUGGGGCGCCGGCGAGGCGGGGGUGUACCGGGAGUGCCUCAAGAACCACGCGGCGAGCCUGGGCGGGCACGCCCUCGACGGGUGCGGCGAGUUCAUGCCGGCGCCGGGGGCCGACCCCGCCGAUCCGGGCUCGCUGCGGUGCGCCGCGUGCGGCUGCCACCGCAACUUCCACCGCAGGGUCCCCGAGGCGCCGCCCUCGCCGCCCCUCCUCGCGCUGCCCCCGCCCCCGCCACCGCAGCAGCCGGCGCCGGCACCGCACGUCGUGCGUGAUGGCCGCGCGCCGCGGGGCGAGGAGGCGCCCGAGGACCGCCUGCCGACCGCCUUCGACGAGGAGACCGAGUCGUCGGACGAGGGGUCGGAUUUCGACGAGGACCGCCCGCUGUCGCCGCUGCCGGCGCCGGCGGUGGGGCCGCCGGGCUACCUCCAGCCACCGCCGCACAUGCACCUCGCGCUGGGCACCGGCGCGCAGGGCGCCUCGACCCCCGCGGCUGCGCCGAGGCCACCUGCCCCCCCGGGCCCGGUGCCGUCGCCCGGCGCCGCGGCAGCGGCGCGGAAGCGGUUCCGCACCAAGUUCAGCCCGGAGCAGAAGCAGCGGAUGCAGGCGCUGUCGGAGCGGCUGGGGUGGCGGCUGCAGAAGCGCGACGAGGCGGUGGUCGACGAGAGCUGCCGCGAGAUCGGCGUCACCAAGGGCGUCUUCAAGGUCUGGAUGCACAACAACAAGCACAACUUCGUCGCCGGCCACAGCGCGCGCCGCAGCGCCUCCGCCUCCGCUGCCGGCUCCCCGUCGCCCCACGCCGCUGCUGCCCACCCUUCCGCCCCCCACGCCGCACCACCCGUCGCCCCGGCGCCUCCUCCGCCGCCGCCCGCGCCUGUCCACGCCGACUUCAACAUCAACGGCACCGCCGCCGCCACCGACUACUUCCGCGUCGUCCAGCCGGGGCCAUCGACGGCGAGCGGCGCCGACUCCCCGCUGUCCGCUUAGUCAUCAAGACUUUGUGGCUCUCUUCGUAGCCUUGUGUCCAAUUAACCAACCAACCCUAAUGGUGGAAUGGAAUGCAUGGCGCUAGUGAAGCUCGCUGGUCUUUGUUAAUGGUGGAGCCCAAGAAAGAUCUGGGAAACAUGGGUUUUCGGGAUCUGACGAUGUAAUGAUGAUUCAGGAUUAGCGCUGAUGGGUACAGCACUAGCAGGUGGUAGACUCGUACUAAUAGCCGUAGCAAUUGUUCUUGUUCUUGAGCUGUGUUCUCCAAUGGGUGGUACGUAGUAUAACAAAAUGCAAGCUCCCUUCUUCCUCCUGAUGGCAUGCUUGUUCCAAAUUGUUUUGCGGUGUUCUUGGCAAGUUCCAA
Messenger RNA from Panicum hallii, 1970 nucleotides. Its product is annotated as zinc-finger homeodomain protein 9-like. Gene Ontology annotation, biological process: regulation of developmental process; regulation of DNA-templated transcription. The transcript is spliced from 2 exons. Gene Ontology annotation, cellular component: nucleus. Lineage: Eukaryota; Viridiplantae; Streptophyta; Magnoliopsida; Poales; Poaceae. The record is from RefSeq and is a predicted model, not a curated record. Gene Ontology annotation, molecular function: DNA-binding transcription factor activity; transcription cis-regulatory region binding. The coding region runs from base 524 to 1609 and encodes 361 amino acids.